CUGUACCAAAAACUAUCAUGCCACAACCGGAUAAUGAAAAUAUAUCAGUAACAGACCCACCAUUGAUUGCAAUUUGCAAAAGCAGAAGCAGAAAGAACAUUCAUAAUAAUUGCAUGUCUUUCUUCUUAACAAGUGUUCUCUCUCUAGCUUCUAUUUAGUAUAUACACAACCAGCCAGGUAUACGAAAAGAUCAUUGUCAUCAACAUGGCCACCGACUUCAAAUCCAUCCCCGUCAUUGACAUUAGUCCAUUGUUGGCCAACUGUGAUGAUCCAAACAUGGGUGAAGACCCCGGUGUACGUAAAGUUGUUACGCAAUUGGAUCAGGCUUGCAGAGAGGCUGGAUUCUUCUAUGUGAAGGGCCAUGGUAUUCCUGAGUCCCUCAUCAAAGAGGUCAAAAAUAUUUCACACCAGUUCUUUGAUCAUCCGUAUGAAGAAAAACUCAAGAUCAAGAUGACUCCACAAGCUGGUUACAGGGGAUAUCAGAGAAUUGGAGAAAAUAUCACCAAAGGCAUCCCUGAUAUGCAUGAGGCUAUUGAUUGCUAUAAAGAAAUAAAACAAGGGAUGUAUGGGGCUCUUGGCAAACCCAUGGAAGGGUGUAAUCAGUGGCCACUUAAUCCUCCUAACUUUAAAGAACUGAUGGAGGAGUACAUCAACCUCUGCACAGACCUUUCAAGAAAAAUUAUGCGGGGGAUCGCUCUAGCAUUGGGUGGGUCACCAUAUGAAUUUGAAGGUGAAAGAGCAGGAGAUGCAUUUUGGGUGUAUCGUAUUAUUGGUUACCCAGGUGUUGCCAAUAGCCAUGGGAUGCCAGAAAAUGACAUUGGAUGCGGAGCUCACACUGACUAUGGUUUGCUGACAUUAGUUAAUCAAGAUGACGAUAUAACGGCUCUUCAGGUGAGAAACCGGUCUGGGGAAUGGAUAUUGGCUCCUCCCUUACCUGGUUCAUUUGUAUGCAACAUUGGUGACAUGCUGAAGAUAUUUUCCAAUGGUUUGUACGAGUCAACCCUGCAUCGAGUGAUCAACAAUUCUCCAAAAUAUCGGGUCUGCAUAGCACACUUUUAUGAGACCAACUACGAUACAGCAGUGAGCCUCUGGAGUUUGUAA
Pistacia vera is the source of this 1101-nucleotide messenger RNA. RefSeq names its product probable 2-oxoglutarate-dependent dioxygenase At3g50210. Lineage: Eukaryota; Viridiplantae; Streptophyta; Magnoliopsida; Sapindales; Anacardiaceae. Gene Ontology annotation, molecular function: dioxygenase activity. The record is from RefSeq and is a predicted model, not a curated record. Bases 205 to 1101 code for a protein of 298 amino acids. The transcript is spliced from 12 exons.